AACGUUUUUAUUGCAACUUCGCUUGGUGGCACUUUAGUGGUUCAAUUUCAUUCGCUGCUGAUAUUGCGCCGCCAUCUUUCUUUUCUUACAAUUGUCGGCUAAGAGAUACAAUAUGGGUACUGUGGAACGUGCUGGUGAUGCUACUUCUGAAAUGGAGUCAGGAGAAGAGGAGAUCGUUGGCGGCGGCGAACUUGCCCAACACCUGAUGCAAAGUGGCCUGACCCGCACGGAGAUGUUAGCUGCGAUAACGAACCGCAUCCACGCGGAGACGCUAGCGUCGCUGCCGCCUAACGUGCGCCGGCGCAUCCGCGCGCUGCGCUCCCUGCAGAAGGACUUUGUCGACAUCGAGGCAAAGUUCUACAGCGAAGUGCACGCCCUCGAGUGCAAAUACGAAAAACUUUAUAAACCACUCUUCGAAAAGCGAGCACAAAUAGUGAACGGUCAUUACGAGCCGACGGACGAGGAAUGCCAGAACCCCUGGCGCGAUGACUCUGAGGAGGAGGAGCUGGCACGCGCCGUGCAGAACGCCAGCCUCACGGAGGGCGAGGACAAGAAGGAGGGCAACGAGAAUAAACCCGCAGAACCCCCAAUGGACCCCAAUGUAAAGGGCAUCCCCGACUUCUGGUACACAAUAUUUAAAAAUGUGGCCAUGCUCAGUGAAAUGAUGCAAGAGCAUGAUGAACCCAUCAUCAAAUGCCUGCAAGAUAUCAGAGUGCAAAUGCAUGAGGAUCCGUUUGGCUUCACUCUGGAGUUCCACUUUGCACCUAACGAAUUCUUCACCAACACGAUCCUCACAAAGGAGUACUCCAUGAAGUGCAAACCUGAUGACGACAACCCCUUGGAGUUUGAGGGACCUGAGAUCUACUCUUGCAAGGGUUGCGAGAUAAACUGGAAGAAGGGCAAGAACGUGACGGUGAAGACAAUAAAGAAGAAGCAGAAGCACAAGUCGCGUGGCUCCGUGCGCAUCGUCACCAAGUCGGUGCAGGCUGACUCCUUCUUCAACUUCUUCUCUCCCCCGGCCGUGCCAGAGGACCCCGACUCCGAUAUACAGAACCUGUUAACGGCUGACUUUGAGAUCGGCCACUACAUCCGCGAGCGCGUGGUGUCCCGCGCCGUCCUCAUCUACACCGGGGAGGGACUCGACGAUGACGACGACGACUACGAGGAGGAGGAGGAUUCUUAUUCCGACGAAGAUUCCGGCACGGAGGAGGUUUCCGACGCCGAGGAUUGAUGCCACCGUCCCUAGUGAUACCACACGCCUAUCCCUCCACCUCCACUUAGGUCUACUUAGACCCCUUUGACCUAAGUUCAGAGGAAUAUUUAUGCACACAAAAUUAUCGUGCCGAUUUUUAAACCGCUAAAGUCAUAUCAAUGUUCAUAUCCUGAAUGCGAUGUACCAAAAAGGAUUUUCUUUAGGCGUUAUGAUAAUACUCCGAGGCAGGUCGGGAACCGAGUUCCUCUUUCCUAGUUAGUUAACGCGUCGUCAAAUUUAUUAAAUUGAUAGUAUUUUUGCGCUAGAUAGGUUAGGAUUUUCUCGCAUUUAUAUACUUUAUACUUCUAUGCAUGAUUUAUCAAAGGAAUAGAUAAAUAUGUUUUAGAGUAAGCCUCGCGGCGGAGCGGAGCGAGAACAAAUGGUGCCUUAUGUAAUGCAUGUUAGACAUUCAACACUAUACUGCAUUUCUAGAAUAGUUAUAUACAAUUCUCGUUUCUAUUUAUUAUAUACAUAAAUAAUUGUAAUAGCGUGUAUUUUGUUUACGAGUUUUACAUACGUUGUUUGUGUACUAGAAAUUUCAUGUGAUAUUAAUGUUCUCUAAGGCUAUUUAAAUGUUUUACUGAGACUGCAUUCCAACGUCGACAACCAGCGAAUCUCUGCUAGUGCCAAAAUGCAUUUUAUAUCCGUCGAUAACUGAACACUGUGAUCUUGUCUCCUUAACGAUACACGACACUGCGCUACGAAGAUAUAUUUUUCUAAAUAUCACAUAUAUGAGACCGUUUUAAUUUUGUUAAAACAAUAUAUGAAAAAUUAAAACAUUUGAUCUAGUUUCACAUGUCUGUUUUCGAAUUUUAUAAAAAUAUCUCUAUUCUAAAUACGGUAAACUAAUGUAGGCUAUAUUUUAAUGUUUUGUGAAACCGGUUUCAAGUGUUUUUCUUUUAAAUGUAUUGUAUAUUUUUGUUUAAUGUUAUCUUCUAUUGAAGUCUGCAUAAUGGUCAGCUGUUGCGGCUGCUACUGUAGUGUUACGUACAUGGUUAUGGCUUAAUGUUUUGGCAUGAUGUCCCAGUGACGACAUUAAAAUUGUAUGCUUUUUA
Molecule: messenger RNA, 2307 nt
Organism: Papilio polytes (common Mormon)
Lineage: Eukaryota; Metazoa; Arthropoda; Insecta; Lepidoptera; Papilionidae
Product: nucleosome assembly protein 1-like 1-B
Exons: 9
Coding region: 113-1231 (372 amino acids)
Biological process (GO): nucleosome assembly
Cellular component (GO): chromatin; nucleus
Molecular function (GO): histone binding; chromatin binding
Source: RefSeq, a predicted model, not a curated record